Molecule: messenger RNA, 10788 nt
Organism: Cydia pomonella (codling moth)
Lineage: Eukaryota; Metazoa; Arthropoda; Insecta; Lepidoptera; Tortricidae
Gene: Plc21C
Product: 1-phosphatidylinositol 4,5-bisphosphate phosphodiesterase classes I and II
Exons: 21
Coding region: 592-3936 (1114 amino acids)
Biological process (GO): phosphatidylinositol-mediated signaling; lipid metabolic process
Molecular function (GO): calcium ion binding; phosphatidylinositol-4,5-bisphosphate phospholipase C activity
Source: RefSeq, a predicted model, not a curated record
UAGUACAAUAUAUAGGACAAUUAUUACGAAAAUUUAUUCAGAAAAAUGGCUACAUUUUAAAACAGACAAAAAUCUUUUUUCUUAUUAUUUUUAUAUAAAGCUUUCUAUUCAUGCAGUGUAGGUGAUGAAAUUAUUAUCGCCGGACGAACAACAAACUAUCCAAUGUGUAUCCAACCGUGCAUCUGACUAAUCGUACGAACGUGAAUUAAGCGUGUAAACCUCGCUUUAGAUAAAAAUACUGAUAACCAAUCUGUGGAUGCAGUGCAGUGGACCAGUGUACGUUUGACAUUCUGAGUUUUUGGUGGUUUAGCUUUAGCGGAGUACAUAUAUUUAUAUAUGUGGGACAAAUAAUUGUUUGGUAGUUAUUAGGAAGGUGUUAAAUCAUGAAUAUAGUAUUCAUGCCCUAGUCUUAAUUGGUUUAGUGUAAUAUCGUGGUUUCGCCUUUAUUUCUACGAUGUGCCUUUACCUUGUGUACCGUCGAUAGAUCUCGUACACAUCUCGUAGAUAGGUUUGUGCUCGAGAGGAAGAUGACGGUUUUAAUCUGCUACUGUGUUAUUAUUUCCGCUUAAUUGCACGACAACUAUAUUCAAGAUGACCACAAAUACAAAAUCGGCCAAUGUUACGUUGAGGCCGAUUGAGGUGCCGAAAGCUUUGCAGGAUGGAGAGAAAUUCAUGAAAUGGGAUGAGGAUUCAGGCCAGACAGGCCUGCCAGUUACCCUGAGGGUGGAUGCCAAGGGGUUCUUCCUCUUUUGGACUGACCAGAAUAUGGAAGUGGAGAUGCUGGACAUUGCCACUAUCAGAGAUGUGAGAACAGGAAUCCAUGCAAAGGUUCCGAAAGACCAAAAGAUCCGGAACGUAGUGUUGUUCGGCUCGCAGGGCUCGUUGGAAGAGAAGACUGUGACCGUGUGCUAUGGGGCAGAUUUCGUCAACGUCACUUUCAUUAACUUCUGCUGCACAAGGAAGGAAAUCGCUCAGAUGUGGACCGAAGAGCUUUUCGCUUUGGCAUACAACCUGAAUCAGCUCAAUAAUCCCACCAUCAAGUUUCUCGAGAAGAUGCACACCAAGAUUAUUCUUAAAGCAGACAAGUCUGGAAAAAUACUCGUUAAAAACAUCGUCCGCCUAUUCGCCCAGAACAAGGAUGACAAGAAGCGGGUCGAGAAAGCCCUCAGCGAAUCAGGCCUUCCUACAGGCAAAAAUGACACCAUCAGCCAGUCCAAGUUCCAGUUCGAGGAAUUUUUCAACUUUUACAAGAGCCUCACGCAGCGGAGCGACGCGCAAAAGAUAUUCAACAGCCUGACGGACGGCAAGGUGCACCUGUCAGCGCCGCAGCUAGUAGAUUUCCUCAACGAGGUGCAGCGGGAUCCGCGCUUGAACGAGAUCCUUCACCCGUACGCGGACAUCCAGAAGGCCAAGGACCUGAUCAAGGCGUACGAACACAACAAGUAUCACCAGCAGAGAUCGCAGCUAACGUUUGACGGGUUUUUGAGGUUCUUAAUGUCAGAGGAUAACCCAAUAGUGGCGCCCAACAAAUUAGACCUGAGCGACGACAUGGACCAGCCGAUGGCGCACUACUUCAUCAACAGUUCGCACAACACCUACCUCACCGGCCACCAGAUCACCGGCAAGUCCAGCGUCGAGAUCUACCGUCAGAGCUUGCUCGCCGGCUGCAGAUGCGUGGAACUAGAUUUCUGGAACGGCCGCACGGAGGAGCCGGUGAUCGUGCACGGCUACACCUUCGUGCCCGAGAUCAGCGCCAAGGAGGUGCUGGAAGCGAUCGCGGAGAGCGCCUUCAAAACCUCGGACUUCCCCGUCAUACUCAGCUUCGAAAACCACUGCAACCCCCGCCAGCAGGCCAAGAUAGCCAACUACUGUCGGGAUAUAUUCGGCGACAAAUUGUUAGACCGCCCAUUGGACUCUCAUCAGCUCGAACCAGGAGGAGAGCUACCGCCACCAUUGCUGCUUCGUCAUAAGAUUAUAAUUAAGAACAAAAAGAAACACCACCACCACCACAAGAAAGAGGACUCCUUGGCGUCCGAGGAGAGCGAGGCUAGGCCCGAGCCCCCCGUGCAGGGCAAUGGAGACGUCUCUCAUGGAAGUCUCGUGCGACAGAGCUCGAAGGAAUCGUCAUCAUCGUCGGACUCGGAGAGCUCGUCGGGCGAGGAGGAGGCGGGCGGCGCGGAGGGCGGCGGCGAGGAGCCGCGCGAGACGCACGCCGGCGCCGAGAUCUCCGCGCUCGUCAACUACGUGCAGCCCGUGCACUUCAGCUCCUUCGAGAGCGCCGAGAAAAAAGGUCGUUUCUACGAGAUGUCGUCAUUCGAUGAGAAGCAAGCAACAGCUCUACUGAAAGAGCGACCGAUCGAGUUCGUGAAUUAUAACAAACACCAACUGUCGCGAGUCUACCCCGCUGGGACGCGCUUUGAUUCGUCCAAUUUCAUGCCACAGGUGUUCUGGAACGCGGGCUGCCAGCUGGUGGCGUUGAACUAUCAGACGCUGGACUUGGCGAUGCAGCUCAACCUGGGCACCUUCGAGUACAACCGCCGCUGUGGCUACUUACUCAAGCCGGAGUUCAUGCGGCGAAAGGACCGUCGCCUGGACCCGUUCGCGGAGAGCACCGUGGACGGCAUCAUCGCGGGCUCGCUGGCCGUGACGGUGCUGUCGGGGCAGCUGCUGACGGACAAGCGCUGCGGCACCUACGUGGAGGUGGACAUGUUCGGCCUGCCCGCCGACACGGUGCGCAAGAAGUUCCGCACCAGGGUCGCGCCCAACAACGGCAUCAACCCCGUCUAUGGAGAGGAGCCGUUUGUCUUCAAAAAGGUGGUGUUGCCGGAGCUGGCGAUGAUUCGGAUCGCGGCGCACGAGGAGAGCGGGCGACUACUUGGACACCGCGUGCUGCCCGUAGUGGGGCUGUGUCCGGGCUACCGGCACGUCAACCUGCGCACCGAGCUGGGCCUGCCCCUCCCGGCCAGCCUGUUCCUGCUGGUGGUGGUCAAGGACUACGUGCCGGACAAGCUGUCGGAGCUGGCGGAGGCGCUGGCCAACCCCAUCAAGUACCAGAGCGAGCUGGACAAGCGCGAGCACCAGCUGGCCGUGCUCACCGACGGCACCGACGAGCCGCGCCGGCCCAGCACGUACCCUCCUGUGAAGUCGCAGCUGACGAUGGACGGCAGCCCCAACAAGCCGCUGCUGGCGGAGCCGCCCGCGGACAGCAGCGCGCCGCCGCCCGCGCCGGAGCCCGCCCCGCCGGCCUCGGAACCACCUGAAUGUAAAUCUAAUGGCGGCGCGGAGGAGCCCGUAUCGGAAACGCUGGAUGCACUGUUAUCGCUGAAGGUCGUAAAGGAGAAGCGCUCCGAGCUGGCGCGCAAGCUCGACGCUCUGCGACGCAAGUUCGACAAGGAGAAGCGGCCGCUGUCAACGUACGUCAGCACCAAGCUAGUCAAGAAGCUUUCGUCCAUGAAUAUCAUCGGCGAGGCGAGCUCGAGCGACGAAGGCGCGGGCGCGGGCGCGGGCGCGCCGGGCAGCGCCGAGGCCGCGGCCGCCGAGCGGGAGCUGCGGCUGCGCUACCACCACGCCAUCUACGCGGCGCUCGACAAGCACGUCAUGCUGGACCAGCAGCGCCAGAUGCGGGCGCUCACUGAUUUGCUGGACGCCGAGAAGAAGGAAGUCCUCAGCCGGCUCGCUAACGACCGCAACAAAGAAGUCAAGGCGCUCGCCAAGAAAACGAACCGGGACAAGGACGAGAUCCUUCGGAUAAAGCGGGAGAUUCACUCGCAGUCGGUAGAGCGCGGCGUGGCGGAGUGCUCGCAGCUGGAGCAGGCGUACGCCACGCGCCGCGAAGCCCUGGCGCGCGCGCACGAGCGCCUGCGCAACGAGCUGCAGCGCCAUCGCGACCAGGAGCUGCUGGAGCUGGAGCGGCUGUGCGGGCCGCCGGAGGGCUAGAGCCGGCCGCGCGCGCCCGGCCCCUCCCUCCGCCCACGCGGCCGCGCCGAGCCCGGCGCCGGCGUCUCCGCCCCGAGGCUCUUUACUUUUGUUAGGAAUCUGUGAUAUUAUCGCCUAAGGAGAGGAACGUACGAGUGGAUCGCGUCUCCGGUCGAGUCUCGGCGACGGAAAUAUUGUUUCGAUUUCGUAAUCUCGUAGUUUUAAAUGCGUGCCGUUCUCUUUCGGCUCGCUCGCCACAGCCGCGGGCGCUCGCAUGGCCGCGGCGUCCCCGGUGUCGGCCCCGAAUACGUACUGGCUCGAUCGGCUAAUCGAGUCACCAUUUAUCUAAUUUCGCUCCGUUUCGUGCUAAGAAUAUGCGAGUAUGUCGUGAUAGUGAGGUGUGUCUUCGUAUCGGAAGUGUGUUUAGUGAGGGGUGUUUGUUAUGUUAUUGCAUUUAUAUGAUAACAACGUAGUGUAGAGGUACGCUCGGCUGAGUGCCGCGAUGGUCACGAACCAGUGGCCCGGGCCCCGCGACGCCCUGAGCGAGCCACCGUUUGACCAGUUCAGGUCCGACGCACGAUUCCGUGCCAGAUGUUUGAUAAUAUGCGUUCAAAUGUAAUAUCUAUACAUAUCGGAAGCACAACAUACAUUGAAAUAUUUUCACUGUCGUUUUUGGUAUAAGGUUUCUACGAUGGUUCUUCCUUUGAUUAGUAAUUUGUAGAGUUAUUCCAAAAAUAAUGUUAAUUAUGAAAAUUAUUCUUAUGAUGGUUAUUCCAAUGAUUUCUGGUUAGUGAAUGUGUUUAAUGCGGUAAGUAAAUUAUUAUUUCUUAUUGCAGAUACAUGAAACAGUUAUACACUUUAUUGAACGCCAUUUUUUAACUAAUUAGAUUAAAACAGAAAGAUUAUCUUCCGUAUCCAUGUAUUAAAAAUGUAAUAACCUUAAGUAUAAUUAUUAUUUAUUGUGUAAUUGAUUUACGUGAAGUAAUGCCGCGUGGAGAAGUAUCGGCGUGAAGUGUUGCGCACGCGUGAGCGUCCGAGCGUGCGAGCUGCUGUAGUGGUCGGCUCGAUAUAAUAUAAUGGCUUGGAAACUGUAGUCGUACUAACCGCUCAGUCAGUAAUGUAGGUUGUAGAUUAACAUUCCAUUUUUGCUUAGAAAUUAAUAUGAUAGCCGAUACGUAUAUUUUACGACUACCGUUCGACUUUAAUUUAAAACUAUGGUAUUGCUACCACUGAUAUUAUUUGAAAUUCUUAUACAAAAUAUUUUUUCCCAUCGUAAGGAACUAUUUUUAAUAUAUCUCUCUUAAUCAAUAUACCUAAUUAUUUACGGUAUAUUUUUCGUGUACAAAUAGGUGAUCUUAUAUACUAAAAAAAAAAAUAAGACCCCGAGUUCUCUUCCCAACAUCGUAACUCGAAAUAUAAUGUUCGGCUAGCAAUAAUUUUAACUAUUUUAAGUAACAGUCAUUAAUUGUUAAGAUCGUAGUGGCCUUGUCCUGGGCGGAUCUAAAGGUAUUCGUUAAUAUAAAAAUGCCAUAGUAAUGUCUGUCAUAAAUCCUGCAGUAGGUUUGGAAUACGCAGUACCUUUCGGUCCUACUGCAUCUCUUGAGGUGCACAAUUAUAUCGCUUAGAGAUAUAGUUAGCUCCUCUUCAAUAUUGGUAUGUAAUGUUUCGAUUCGAAGUUCAAAAAUUCUCGAUUUAAUUUUUCAAGGCAAGAAUUACUGAACACACUGAGGACUUUGAAAAAGAUAACUUAUAGAUUUGGCUCAAUUUCCCUUUACUGUACAUGUCAUGGAUUGCCUAAGCUAGAAACCGUGUUAUUUAAAUCACUGCCAUGAUAAGAAUCUUAUUUUUCUUUUUCAGUCUUCCCGGAUUUCUCUAGAUUGUGUUUACGUGAGUUUCGCGUACUCGUUAUGUUUAACUUCUAUGGUGCUUUUACUAAAUUUAGUCGCGAUGUACUUAAAUGAUGUUAUUACAUAGUCACUUUAUAUUAUUGUAAUGUUCGGAAGUUUAGUAGUCUUUGUCACAAAGUAAAUAUAGAUUUCUUGGAGGGUACGACGAUUAUGGGAUACAAAAUUACGAAAUCGCUGACUUGUCAAAUCUUUUAAUGUCCUUGCAGCAAAAUUAUAUUUUAAAUCCGAAGUUAAUUUGAGUACUUCAUUCAAGCGUUAUUGCCGCAAUAGUUAAUAACGAUAUUUGACGAGUUUCAGCCGUAAUUUUGUUACAAACGCAUCGUCGGUUAUUUAUUGCAUUUGGUGUAUAUUUUUAUAUGUUAGUCAUUUUGCGUUUUGUUCGACAAAACGUGUUAUUAGGUCACAUUAUAUCCAUUUAGAGCCAUGGAAUUUAGUCACUUUUGACAGCUCACAGGGAAAUGAUUAGGAUUUAGAUAGACGUAGAAGAAGCCUUUUCGCGGUGAAGUCUCGUAACGAAUACCAUUUCGUUACCCGUGUUUCAGCAAUAAAAUAUUUAUAAUAAUUAAAAAAUACAAAAGUAUCCGUCUCUACUUAUCUUAAACGAAUCGCAAUAAUGUUCACGUUUGAUAGGUGUUAAGGUGCGGUGCGUUCAUAUUGUCCAACUCUACAUUAUUAUAAUAUUUGGAGAAAUUGAUAGCUGAUAUUAUGUACCUUUUGAAGUGCCUAUUCGUUUAUUAUUUUUGGCUUUUACAGCGACUCCACACAAUAUGGACUCACCGAGUAACAAAUUAACAAUCAAGUGCAAUAUUAAAAUUAAGACUCGAUAAUCGUUUCCGACUUAUGCGUUCUCCGUACUGUGCAUCUAGAGUAUCGUAAUAGCUGCCAAAUAAAUAUACAUGGAUAUUAUAGAAGUACGGAUGUUAAUAGACCUGCUCAUACUACAUACAUAUUCUUGUUUUACUUUACACUUAAUAUAUUUUUAGAUACAAUGACAUUUACACCGUUUCGUAGUUUUAUCCUAUAAUGAGAUUUCAUUAAUCACUUUCUAUACACAGCUUAUAGGGUGUUGGUAACUAAAGCCCUUGGUGUUUCGAUUGGUUAGGAUAGGAGCGUGGAAGAAUAUUGAAACGAGUUAUUUAAUUAGUAAAAUAUAAUCGAGUGAAUAUAAUACAAAUCAUAAGUAUAUGUACACAUUUUAGUCGUGUCUACCACUAACUGCCAUUUCUUGCAAACCGAUUGCUGUGUUUAAUCUAACAAACAUUUUUCCAAUACCCUGUCUAUGCAAUCAUAACUUCACGAUAACGAAGACGAGAAGCAGAUACUCCAUGCUACAGUUUUGGUGAUCAUAUUAAACUGUUACACUUGUAACACUAAUAGCCAUAGAAAUUUAAUGGGAAUAGCAAUUAUAUUUCUAAAUGCUAUUAUUUUCUUGUUGUUGUUGAAUAACGAAAAAGUUGGACUAGUUUAAAAAAAAUACUUUUUGAAACCAGUCAUAAACGUAUAUCUUGUAACAUAUUUAUUGGUCACAAAUAUCGGACAGUAAUUUACGUAAGCGGAAAUAGAAAGGAAACAGGGAACCUUUUACUUGAUCGCCUUCGUGUGCUAUAUUUGAAAUUGUUAUAAUGUUAGGUAGUGUGUAUAUACUUGUGUGCAAUUGUAUCACUGUUAGGUAAAUGCAAAGUAUGGUCAGUUUAUGUCGAAACCCUGCGUUUCAUACACGGGAGGAUGCCAGUAGCAUUAGCAUAUGUCUUGACAAAAAUCGAAAAUGAAACACUUGCCUUUGAAGUUUAAAAUUACUUGUCGCGUUUAAUUCAGGUAUUUUAUUGAUCAUGUAUAUUUAGAGUGUAGAUAGUUACAAAAGUACCGUGUUAUGCCCAUCUAGAGGAGCAGGCCCAUUAGUCUCUUUCGUGUUUUCAGAUUAUAACUACAUAUUUAUUGAAUUUGGUGGUGACUUUUUAUGGCAUAUUUUUAUGUUUGAUCGUCGCACUAAAUAAUGCGAUAUGGUCGUGCCUCUUAGUAAUGAAAGAGAGAAGUCCAGUUCAGACACCAUCAACUUUUUAACAGCGAAAUCUCAAUUUAUCGAUUUACAUGUUUCUCGUCAUGUAACGAAUAUGUUUUAGGAGUAUCAAUAGUCUUGUUUUCUAUAAGUUUUAGGUCACAAGAACGUCGAACCUCGCCGAGUAUUUGAGCUGUGUGUCUAUUUCUUGGCUGAAACUGCACAUAGUAUAGCUUUUUAAUGGAUGAGGUUUAUUAUUUAUUUAAUCUUUAGUGAAAAAAGAAAACGUAAUCGUACAAAAGGCGGAUUUAAUGCUAUAAGGUAAUCUCUACCAAUCAGUCAGUAGUACUCAGGGUUCAUUAAGCAAAUCCAUAUUUUUUUGACACCGCGGUCUCGCUCUGUCCCACGAUUGCAUUAUGUAGAGUUCAUAAGAUAUGUAGUUUAUGUAACUGGUGUAAUUUUGCCAACUAGAUUAUAAGAGUUAGCUUGUUGAAAUAAUCCGACUGCAGCUUCGAUCAGACACGAUAGGAGACGUGGAGGAUUCGAACUUCUGGAAUGAUAUAUUACAUUAUAUUUAUAACGUAUAUGUAUGUGAUUUAGCGUUUUAGCGAUCGUAAUAUUACAUUCUUCUUGUGUUAUGUUUGUGUACAAAAGUCAGGUACGAAUCACUGACGAUAUUACAGACUAUAAAAACACAUUAAUAAAUCAGAUCGGUAAAAAAGCAAUGGUUUCGUGACCUGUCUUUUGUAUAGCAUCAUCUCCUUUAUUACUGAAUUCUAACUUCUAGAACGGUAUCGUCUGACUGACUUACACUGAUUGUAAAUGUAUACGUAUACCUUAUAUGUACAAGUAUUUGUUAUUUUUUAUACUCUUAAUAAUACUAUUACUGGGUACGUUGAGAUGUUAUAUUUUUAAAAUGUUCUUUACAUACCGUUUACCGUUACUGUUCACUCUUUCGAGUCUUCCUGUGCUUUAUACGCUUUUUACUCCAAUAUAAUUACUUUACAACUACGAAAUAUAGUAUACUAAUCCAAGGCAAUUAACUAUUUUUAAUAUUUGGCCUUUUUGCUGUUUAUUUAUAUACCUAUGUAUAUUUUAUAAACGGUUACAAUUUUGUUCUAUUUGAUUGUGUUUGGAUCAUUCUUUAGAGAUUUUUUGUAUAGGUUCCAUUAAUUAAAUGCAAUUUUAUUACUCGCCCUAGAAUAUUUAUGCUGUUUUUAAUAGUAAAAUAUUAAUAUACACUAGGAACUAAGAACUCUUACUCCGCUAGUUGUAUUAUUUAAAUAGCAUGUCUAUAUAAUAUGCGCAGCUAUAGAUUAUAAAUUGAUCCCAGGUGCAUUUGUUUUAUCGAAAGUCUGUUAAAAUAACAUAACUAAGCGGGGUGAUGAAGUGAUCGGCACAUUUCUUAUGAUCUAUAACAUUAAGCGUCGAGAGCGACGGGUUGUGAAUAGUGCGAGUACGAGUAGAAUAAAUUCGGAGCUGCAGUGGGGUGCCGUAGGGCGUAGUCGACUCCCAUCCCGUGCGAGCCGUCUGGGGACAUGCAACCACAUACCUACUCAUCAUAAUCAGUGUGAGCGUCUCCAUCGCUGCCAUUCCUUUUAGGUGAUAUUGGGGAAAGGCCAGCGUUACUUCUGAUUAGGACAGAAGACAUGUGUUAUACAAAUUUAGUUGAAUUAGGAUUAUAUUCCUAUCAAACAUAUUCAAGAAAUUGAUUGUCUAUGUCAAAAUACCUCAGUGUUAUUUAGAUAGAUCAACGUUAUCAACCUAUUGAUGUAGGUAGCUAUUUAUUUGCUCUACAAAAAUAAUAGAUCAUAUCGUUUGGCGUUGCAACUUGACGUUGAAAUGUUCGAUUUUUUUCGCAUUUAUUAUUAGACGUUUCUUAAAAACAUUUGAUGUUGUAUUCCUGUACUUUCUUCAUAUCAUCAUAUUUUAUCUAUUUCGAUAUUUUGCCAAUUCGAAUGUGUAUGUAUCUUAGUGUAAUAUAAAGGGGAUGACUGAAAUAUGUUUGCUAGACGAAGUUAUUAUAUGUUUGCGUUAAAUUGCGUUCCCUGUAUUGAAGAAAUCAAAUCAUGUCAUGGUUUUUGUUGAGAAAUGUGUAUAUUUAUGCAAUGUUGUUACUAUUUUGUUGAUUAUUACUUUUAAGUCGCACUCAUUGAAUCUAAGCAAAAGAUCUGUUAUCUAGAAUUCGUAUAAUUGAUAUUGUGCCAGCCGAAAUUUUUUAUUUGCCUUCGUUAAUAAUUUAUUAUGCAUUAUAAACCCUAUGUUAUUAUCACCGAGAGAGUAAGAGUUAUGUUUGUUUGUUACAUUUGUAUAGAAACUUCCUUUGUCAAAGUUGGGAAUUUAAUGAAUGGAUAAAAUUUGCUGGUUUAAAUACAGAAUGAUCAGAAAAUAAAUCAUAAAAGCAAGAUAUGACGAGCCGAAGUUGCUUUUCGAUGGAUCCAUUUAUAUAUUUCAUAUUUUUCAUGUGAAAAAGAACGGAGUAAUUUCUAUAACUAGGCGCAAAUAUAUUUUCCAGCGAACACCAUAUUUCGUGAUCCUGGAAUUGCAAGCGUAUGUCAAUAAGUUUAGGGCUCCUUUUGUUUUUCAGAAAAAAGUAAUUGCUGUGCUCUGAAAUAUAAUUGCAUUUUUUUUUUAAAUUUUUGGUGACAAAAAAGAAAGACGAUGUAAUGUCCAAUUUCAAAUGCUUUCGAAUAUGUUGAAAAAUUCAUUCAAAUACAAAUACGAUGUGUUUGUAUUUUGUACCGAUGUUCAAACGAGUACUUAUUUAUGGAGGUUAUCUUGUUGAAAUGUGUAGUUCUGGGCGGCUUACACUCUCUAAAUAGUUCUAGUCAUUUUUAAUUCCUCCGUGUUGUAAUCGAUACAUAACAAGUAUGCCUGUUUAUGGGUAGACAAUAUAAUAUUAAUCAAUAUGAAUGUUAAACAAAUAUAUAUAGGUGAAACUUAUAUCUAUUAAAUUUGAUGUCUGUUCUA